AUGGCCAUCCUCGGUCUCCUGUCGACCAACGUUGCCGGGGGCACGAAGAGGUCGGUCGCCUCGGGCCGGGUGUUUGUGUGCUACUGCGCCGGGCAGAUCGCGGGCCCCCAGUUCUUCAAAAGCACGGAAGCCCCCGCCUACCGCGACGGCAUCGUGGCCAUGCUGUGCGGUUUCAUUGUGAACCUCGUCCUCAACCAGGUCCUCAGGCUCAUCUACGCGGCGGAGAACAAGAGGCGGGACAAGCUGCUCGAGGGCAAGUCCGAGGGGGAGAUUGCGGACAUGCAAAGGGAGGGCGAGGUGCUGGGGUUCGAGGACGUGACCGACAAGGCCAAAGCAAGUGACACUUGCCCUGUGGUCCGAGUUGUGCGUUGA
Messenger RNA from Colletotrichum navitas, 372 nucleotides. RefSeq lists its product as uncharacterized. The transcript has a single exon. The record is from RefSeq and is a predicted model, not a curated record. Gene Ontology annotation, cellular component: membrane. Gene Ontology annotation, molecular function: transmembrane transporter activity. Lineage: Eukaryota; Fungi; Ascomycota; Sordariomycetes; Glomerellales; Glomerellaceae. Bases 1 to 372 code for a protein of 123 amino acids.